GAAGCUGUGAUUCAACGCCCAAACGCAGCUUGCGAGAGAAAUCCCCGUCUCAUUUCCAACUCCGGCUCCUCUCCUCCACCGCUCUCAAUCCUCAUUGCAUCGCCGCUGCCUUCCCCUUCUUCUCCAGGAAUGCAUCGAAAGGUGUAUGAGACCCGAAGUUUCAAUGCUAGGGACAGGAUAAAUUACGUGAUGUGGACAAGUGAAAUGGACAAUUGCCUUUCCAAGAUACUUAUAGAGCGAGCAAGGAAGGGAAAUAAAUUAGAUAACACUUUGAAACCUGCUGCAUUUACGGCUGCUCUUGCAGCCUUAAAUGAAAAGUUUGGGCUUGAUUUGACAAAAGAACACAUUAAGAAUCGGCUGAAAACAUGGAAAAAGCAGUUUCGAAUUUUGAAGGAACUUCUUGCCCAAAAAGGAUUUGAGUGGGAUGAGGUGCAUAAAAUGGUGGUUGCAGAUGACUCAGUAUGGAGUGCUUACAUCAAGGCACAUCCAGAUGCAAGGGCAUUCCGAGCAAAGCUCAUUGAAAAUUAUGAUGAGUUGUGCAUUAUCAUUGGCAAUGAUGAAGCAACAGCAAGCUAUUCUGACAAUGUUGCUGAAGCUGAUGUUGACUUGACAAUUGAAAAGGAGGGUGUGAAGCCUGCCAUUAUGUCUGAAAACCAAACUGAUGACAAGCAGACAAAAAAGUUGAGAUGGUCAGAUGAAAUGGACAGUUGCCUCAGCAAGAUUCUUGUAGAACAAGUGAAAAGGGGUUCUAAAAUAGAUAAUAUUUUACAGCGCGAAGCUUAUGACACAGCUGUUAUUGCUUUAAAUGAAAAGUUUGGUCCUGAAUUGACGAAAGACCACAUUCGGAAUCGCCUUAAAACGUGGAAGAAACAGUAUGGAGUUUUGAAGGAACUUAUUUCUCAAACUGGAUUUGAAUGGGAUGGAGCACAGAAGAUGGUUGUUGCAAAUGAUUCAGCAUGGAAUGAUUAUACCAAGACUCACCCUGAUGCCAGGGCCUUCCGGGGAAGGGUUGUUGAGAACUACAAUCCAUGGUGCAUUAUUUUUGGAAAUAAUAGUGCAGUUGAAGGCUAUUCAAGAACUGGUGAUGAAUUAGUGUUGUGUUUAGCAGCUGAUAUUCGAGGCUCAGUGGCUCUUAAUAACUCUCCUAAACAGUGUGGUGGCAAUGUCAAAGAUCAUGUGAAACACUUGAGGUGGACAAGUGAAAUGGAUCAUCACCUCAGCAAGAUACUUGUACAGCAAGUGAAACUCGGCAAUAAAAGUAAAUUUGAUAGCAAAUUAAAGACUGCAGCUUAUGUGGCAGCCGUUUCAUCUUUAAAUGAAAGGUUUCAGCUUGACUUAACAAAAGACCAUGUUAAGAACCGGCUCAAGACGUGGAAGAAAAUGCAUGGACUUGUGGUGGAACUCCUCGAUCAUGGUCAAUUUGAAUGGGAUGCAGGACGAAGGAUGGUCCUUGCAACUGACUCUGUAUGGUAUGACUAUAUCAAGAUAAACCCUGAUGCAAGGCUUAUUCAAGGACGAGUCAUUGAAAAUUAUGGUGAUUUGUGUGUAAUCUUUGGCAGUGACGAGCCAAGUGAAAGUUAUUCUUUGGAUGGUGCUGAAAUUGAUUUUGAUUUGACUGCUGACACUGAAGGAAUGGACAAUGAGGAUGCAUUUAAUAAUCGGAGCGACAGUGGAAAAGAGAAAGGGAAAUACAUGCUAUGGACAGAUGAUAUGGAUCGUUGUCUGACAGAGAAGCUCAUGGAGCAAGUGAGGUUGGGAAACAAGCUCGAGAAAAAUUUUAAGCCCAGCGCUUAUACAGCUGUUCUUACAACUUUAAAUGAGAAGUUUGCACUCGAAUUAACAAAAGAAAACAUUAGGAGCAGGUUGAAAACAUGGAAAAAGCAGUAUGGACUUGUGAAAGAGCUACUCUCUUAUGGUGGAUUUGCAUGGGAUGAGCAAAGAAAGAUGGUUGUUGCCAGUGGCUCUGUAUGGAAAGAAUACAUUAAGAAGCAUCCUGAUGCAAGGCCUUUACGAUCUAAGUCUAUUGAGAAUUACAAUGAGUUGCGUAUUAUCAUUGGCAAUGAGCAGGCGGCUGGAUACUGGUCUAGAACUGGUGCAGAUUAUGAUGCAAAUCAUACUUCAAAUAAUGAAGAGCAUGCAGUGACUCCAUUACAGGUUAUGGUAGAUGAAAUAAGCCAUGAUGAUACUGGUGAUGGCACACAAGGGUCAUCUCAGCAGACAGGGGCUAGGCCCUCUUCAUCGUCACAUUCAGAACAGCCCUCGAAGAAGAGACGUACUGGUGAUGUUAUGAUCGAGAUGAUGAGCGCCAUGGCUGCAAAUAUUGGUAGGAUUGCUGAUGUUUUAACAGAAAAUAGCAAGGCAGUUUGCUUGGAUGAACUGUUUGAGAUGGUUCAGAAUAUUCCCGGCUUUGAUGACGAUCUCAUCAUCGAGGCAUGUGAGUUUCUUUCUUUUGAUGAGAAGAGGGCGAAGAUGUUUAUGAAAUUAGAUGAGAGAUUGAGAAAACUCUGGUUGUUGAAACGGUUGCGUGGUCAGAGUAUUUGAAUUUAGAUCAAUUGCCCUUAUUCUGUGAAUACAGUAGAUUCCCCCCCCUCCUGCAAUUGAGGGAUCAAAAAAAUAAAAAGAAAAGAAAGGCGUAAAUAGAAAAGAAAGAGAAGAAAAAAAAAGGGGAAGGGGGGGGGGGGGUGGUGGAACAAGUCGCUUUCCCCAGCCCCUGCUGGGGAAUUAUAUGCCUGCCAUUGACAUCUGCCCUGUUUUAUAUGUUAAGGCCAUUGCAUUCAUUCUUUUUCUAAGUGGUGGUGGGUUACUCGUAAAUGGAUCAGUUACAUGUGGGACAUUUAGUGCAGCAACCUCAUGUUAAUUACAAGCUUGAUCUUAUUUGGCAGCAUAGAUUUCGGAUCUAAUUUGUACUAGAGCUGAGCCUUUUUUGUCUUAGUCCCAAUUUAAUACUAAACAUGUCUGAACAAAUUGAAUGCUUGCGCCAGAAAUUUCCUGAGAUGUUGGACAAAAUAUUUCUAUGUUUUCAAACAUUACCAUAGGAGAUAUCAAACUCAGGACAUUUGAAUUAAAGUCUUAAUUUAAAGCUGGUCCUUGCUGCUGAAUGUUAAGAUGACCAUUGCACUCUUGUAGUUGUAAUCAAGGAAAUUCAGUUUUGGAA
Molecule: messenger RNA, 3154 nt
Organism: Malania oleifera
Lineage: Eukaryota; Viridiplantae; Streptophyta; Magnoliopsida; Santalales; Ximeniaceae
Exons: 6
Coding region: 130-2541 (803 amino acids)
Source: RefSeq, a predicted model, not a curated record